Dermatophagoides pteronyssinus (European house dust mite) is the source of this 3714-nucleotide messenger RNA. RefSeq lists its product as uncharacterized. The record is from RefSeq and is a predicted model, not a curated record. Lineage: Eukaryota; Metazoa; Arthropoda; Arachnida; Sarcoptiformes; Pyroglyphidae.
UAAUAAUCAAACAACAACAACUAGAUCAACAAUUUUAAAUGUCGCCGAAUUUAUUGAUGUGAAAAAAAUGUCAAGGUUAACGAGUAUUGUGAAUAAUUGGAAACAAUCCUUCAACAAUCAUCAUCAUCAACAUCAUUGGAUAAAAUCCAAAUCAAACUCAUCAUCAUCAUCAUCAUCAUCAUCAUCAGUUUGUUCGAAAUCAAUUUCGGACAAUCAUCAUUUUAAAUAUUCAUCAAUGAUAUCAACUAUAUUGACAUUCUCACCAUCAUCAAUAUCAUCUAUUUUUUUAUUAUUAUUAUUUGCUCUCAUUCCGUUGACAUCGACAUUGAUUCAAAAGCAACAAGUGUCACAGCCAUUAUUAACGUUACAACAACAACAGCAACAACAACAAAAUGAUACGAAUUUAAUUUUCUCUACAUUAUUAACCUCAUCACCAUUGAAUUCAAUAAUAUUAAAUAAUGAUACUGAAAAUCAAUCGAAUCGAUCAAAUGUUAUCGAUGAUAAUUCAACAACAACAACAACGACGACUAAAAUGAUUGCUGAAAACAAUGAUUCUACUAUAUCAACACAAACGGUUCGAUCGAAUCAAUCAAAAAUCGAUCUAGAAACAAGUACUUUGUCGAUUGAUAUUCAUCAUGUUGAUGAUGAUAAAGAUAGCGGGGAAAAUUCUCACAUUAAUAGCGACAACAAUCAUUCAACAUCACCAUCAUUAUCAUCCGAAGACAAUGAUGAAAUUGAUAUUGAAACAACGACAAAUGCCAAAUCUUUGAUGAUGUUUGACAAAGAAGAAAAAGAAGUAUCUACAACAAUGAUUGAUGAAACAAUGACAACGACGACGACAGAAUCAGUUCCGAUAUCAGUAUUACGUAAACGUAAACUUGAUGGUCACGGUACUAUCGAUCCAAGUAUCGAUGAUACAAUCGAUUUUAGUAAAAGAAUUAUGCGAAUUGAAAAACCAGAAUGGUUAAAAAAGAAUAAUAAUGAAAAAGAUGAUGAUUAUGAUGAUGAUGAUGAUGAUGAUGGCGAUAAUGAUAAUGAUAAUAAUGAAGAAUCAUAUGAAUCUAAUCCGAAUAGUAUUUGUACGGCUAGCUAUUUUUUCGAUCGUGUCAUACCCGAUGAUUAUCCACAUGAAAUAAGUAAAGAUGUAAAACAUAUUAAUGAAACAAUUGAACGUUUGAAUAGAAUGUAUACAUUUACGAAUAAAAUGUUGGAACGAUUGAAUCCAUUUCUACGUGAAAUGGUAUCACGUAUGUCUGAUUAUCUUUAUGAAUCACAAUUAGAUUCUGAUUGUAUGGGUGCAUUAUUUCGUGUAUUUCGUGCCAUUAAUCAACGAGAAACAUGGGCAAUGAAUUUUUUAGAUGCAUCUGGCUCUAUAUUGGUCGGUGGUUUUCAACAAGGAAUGUUUGUUUCAUUGGGUGAAUUUGAUCAAUGUUUAGAAAUUGAAUCCGAUCCAACAGAAAAUCCAAAUAUUAUUUAUGGACAAUAUUGUCUUCUAAAACCGGUUGUACCAUUACCAGAAAAUUUUAAUCAAGAUGAACCAAUAGCUGAAACACGUAUGCCACGUGUAAGAAAAUUUCUAAAUGAUGAAUAUAUCGAUACAUAUAUGGGUCUUUAUAAAUUUAUGCAACGUACAUUUUUACGUGUUGGACUUUGUUUACCACAUAAAUGUGAACGACAAAGUGUUGAAAAUGCAAUCAAUCGAAUUCUGGUACGAAAAACUGGAAUGAGCGUUCAGGUUGGACCCGAAUGUGUAAAAGCAACAGAUGAUCCACCAUUGAAUCUUUAUCAGAUAAUAUUUAUAUCAUUGUUCAUAUUAUUGCUGUUAUUGGUCAUAAUGAGCACAGCUUAUGAGAUAAUUUAUAGACAUUUAUUUGAAAAUCGGCAUACAAUUCCUCAUUCGGAAUCAGUAUUUGCUGUUCAUCAUCAUCAUCAUCCUUAUGGUCAUCAACAAUCUACAUUUGAUCAACGUACAAUUUCACAUGAAUCACGUGUAUCGAAAUUAUAUUUUGAUAAACCGGCAAUCGUACAGGUGUUAACAUCAUUUUCAAUCAUACGAAAUACUCGACAUUUAUUCGAUAAUCCAGGUCCAAAUCGUUAUCCUCAAUUGGAUACGAUGCGUCUUUUAUUGAUCAUUUUCUUUUUCAUUACAAAUGUUUAUUAUUAUACAAUGUUAUUCGCACCGAUGAUCAUCAAACGUUUCUAUGUACAGGGACCAUUUCAAUUCAUAUCGGAAAAGAAAUAUUUUUUCAUUCGUAUGUAUUAUCUUAUCGAUGUUUUCGUUGUUUUCAGUGGAAUUGCAUUGGCCAUAUCGUUUAAACCAAAAUCAUUCAUCUAUGUACAUUAUCUGAUUCGAAAUUAUAUCCGUUAUACAUUACCGAUAAUUGUAUCGAUAGGAAUGAUCUAUGUAGUUCCAUUAUUUGGCUCUGGACCAUUAUGGCAUCUGUUCGAUCAAACAAUGACACAACCAUGUAAAGAUAAUAUUUGGUCAGCAUUAUUUUUCACCAAUAAUUUUCAGAAUAAUAUUGAAGAUAUGUGCAAUUUGCCGACAGUAUUUGUUUCGAUGAUUUUUCAGCUAAAAUUAUUGGCACCAGUUAUUUUAUUAAUUAAUUCAUAUCUUAAUCCACGUAGUGGUAACAUUUUUCAUGGUUGUUUAUUGAUAAUGGCAACAAUUGGAAAUGUUAUUUAUCGAUUUUAUUUCAAUUUCAAAGUACCAUAUGAACAUCGAAAAAUGAAAUCAUUCAUGGAAAUCAAACAAUCGGUCAUGUUUUAUCUAUUUAAUCCAUUUCCACAUCUACAGCCAUUGAUCAUUGGUUUAUGGGUUGGUCAUCUUAUUAUUACACAACCAUCUAUUUCGGCUAAAAUAACGUCAGGCAAUAAUCGAAAUAGAUCGAUGCGUAAUGCAAUUACAGGAUGUUUAGCUUUAAUUGCAUUUUUUACUUGUUUUUUCUUCAUUGAAAAUAUGAAUCUAAUGAAUCCAAAUCUAACUACAUUUAGAUUGACAAUGAUGUUAACAUUAGGUCGGCCAAUGUUGGUCGGUUUACAUGCAUGGAUCAUUUAUUCCUGUAUCACUGGACAUAUCACAAUCGUCAAUCGAUUUCUAUCAUCUAUUGCAUUUCGUCCAAUUUCGAAACUAUCUUAUGGAUUCUUUUUAACAAGUAUCGUUGUUACCUGUUAUCGUUUAUUCUCAAUACGACAGACAAUCAUCCUUUCCGGACAGACUAUGUUCCGUUCAAUUGUAUCCGAUGCUGUUAUAUCAUUCUUUUUAGCCUAUUAUAUGCAUAUAAUGAUACAACAACCAAUACGUAAUCUUCUUCAAAUUGAAGUUCUUUCAAGCCGUAUAUUUCCUAUAACAAAAAGUCUUUCAUCAUUAUCAAAUACAAGUGAUCAUACUGGAACAUAUUAUAUUCGACGAUCAUCAUCAUUGACUGAUUCUAAUCAGGAUGAAUCAGAAUUUAAACAAAUAGAAAAAACAAAUGAAAAAAAUGGAAUGGAAUUUUCUUAUCAAAAUAAUGGUUUCAUCACUACUAAUAAUGAUUCUUUUCAACUAGACAAAAAAGAUAAAAAAUCUUCAAUCAUGCUUGAUCUAUCACGUACAUCAUCGAUUAUCAUAUCAGAUAUUAAUGCAAAAAAAUCAUUAGAUUUAAAUCAUAAUUCAAUUGUUGAAAAUGAAAGUUCAAAAUUUUGAUAUAUUAUGGAAAAAAAUGUUGUUUGUAU